This is a messenger RNA of Bipolaris oryzae ATCC 44560, 648 nucleotides long. RefSeq lists its product as uncharacterized. The coding region runs from base 1 to 648 and encodes 215 amino acids. NCBI's taxonomy places the organism in Eukaryota, Fungi, Ascomycota, Dothideomycetes, Pleosporales, Pleosporaceae. The record is from RefSeq and is a predicted model, not a curated record. The transcript has 4 exons.
AUGGCACCCAGCGAACUGCAUGACGUUGUUUGGACCAAGGCGAAGCCACCAGAUACCCUCAGUAGAUCCCGCCUCGAUGGCGUUAACAUCGCUAUGCUCACGCUUACUUCUCUUAUCUUUGCUAUCCGCUUCAUUCUUCGGAUCAUCGCGAAAAAGGCAAGAGAGUUACAGGAUCUCUUGAGUUACAUGGCGUACGUAUGCUAUGUGCUCAUGAUAGUUAUGUACAUGGAGGAAAACGAUCCUUUGUAUCGUGCUGAGAGUGUUCUGAGAGGGGAAAGACCAAUGUACGAGGGACUUUUUAUGUUUCUUCCGUUCCGAAUAACCUGGAACCUUCGUCUGCCCAGAAUUCAGAAGACUGCUAUUUUCGUGCUUUUCGGCAGUGGUUGGAUAUGCAUUCUGUUCGCAACUCUGCGUGUUGUCCAAGUCAGUACAAACAACGGCACCCCAAAGAUACCAGAUCCAAAGUGGCUACAGAUGUGGACCAUUAUCGAGACGUCAAUGGCCGUUAUGAUUGGGUGUGGUCCCGCUUACAAUGCGCUUUGCCCCCGAUGUCGUGCUCAGAAUGCACAAAGACGCCCAAUUAGCCUGGAAGAUAUUAAAGAGCCUGAUUUAGCGACUAGGUCUGAUGGAGAAACUAGUCAAAUAUGA